Messenger RNA from Nelumbo nucifera (sacred lotus), 1264 nucleotides. RefSeq names its product chloroplast processing peptidase-like. Gene Ontology annotation, cellular component: chloroplast thylakoid membrane. The record is from RefSeq and is a predicted model, not a curated record. Gene Ontology annotation, biological process: thylakoid membrane organization. Gene Ontology annotation, molecular function: serine-type endopeptidase activity. Lineage: Eukaryota; Viridiplantae; Streptophyta; Magnoliopsida; Proteales; Nelumbonaceae.
CACAGUACAUAUAAUAAUGAUAUUUGGAGGGAAGGCGGAGAAGAAGAGAUGACAUCCCUGCAGUUCUUCCCUCCUACUUCUUCUCUCAUAAACCCUUACCUCGAUUCCACUCAAUUCCUCCCUUCCCCUAAAACCCCUAACUUCGCUUUCGCCGGAUUCGCUCCUGUAACAAGAAAUCGAUAUCUUAAGCAGACCCAACUUGAUUCUUUCUUGAAAACCUCUAUUUCUAUAGGGUUUAAGCGCUUUUAUCCAGAAACCCGCUCGAAGAGUCUCAGAUGCAAUGGAAUUAAAGAGUCUAGUGACGAGGCCACAAAACCAGUUUUGGACUUGGAGAGCGGCGGUGGCGGCGGCGGCGAUGGGAGCGGGGAUGGAGAAGGUGGCGACGAUGAUAGUCAGGCUGAAAGUAAGAGUGGGUUGUUACCCGAAUGGCUGAAUUUGACAUCAGACGAUGCAAAAACUGUUAUUGCAGCAUUUGCUGUCUCCCUUGCUUUCCGGUCUUUCAUUGCCGAGCCUCGAUACAUUCCGUCCUUGUCCAUGUACCCGACGUUCAACGUCGGAGACCGAAUUGUUGCCGAAAAGGUAUCCUACUAUUUCAGAAAGCCUUGUGCAAAUGAUGUAGUAAUUUUCAAAAGCCCACCAGUAUUACAGGAAGUUGGUUACACAGAUCAGGAUGUUUUUAUUAAACGAGUUGUUGCCAAGGAAGGCGAUGUUGUGGAGGUUCAUGAUGGAAAACUAUUAGUAAAUGGGGUCAUGAGGAACGAAGAGUUUAUUCUUGAGCCACCUUCAUAUGAGAUGACUCCAAUUCGGAUACCUGAAAAUUUCGUCUUUGUAAUGGGUGACAACCGCAAUAAUAGCUAUGAUUCACAUAUAUGGGGACCUCUUCCCACCAAAAACAUUAUAGGAAGAUCAGUAUUUAGAUAUUGGCCGUUGACAAGGGUUGGAAGCACAGUUCUUGAGCGAGGGUGCGCUGACAAGCAGGAAACUGGUCCUGCACUAAAUCAGAACUCACCUUAGAUACAUACAGAGUGUAGCAGUGGAUUUUCUAGACAAUUGGUGCUGUGUUCUUCAGUUUGGAGGUAGGGACUACUAUUUUUUUGCCUUGUAUAGCUAUGUUAUAAAUUGGGAAGGUGAAAGUUGAAGCAAAGAAGCCAUCUUUUUGAAACAGACUUCUUCCAAGACCUUCCUGUUAUCAUGAUUUGGACAAUCCUUGUAUCUUCAUUGAUGUAUGUCAUUGUUUAAGCAAAGGCUUCUAUUUAUUCCUAGA